UCGACUCUAAAGAAUGAUUCUUAGCUUUAGCAGCAACCAAAACAAAUGGCAUUUGACUUCCGCACCGCUGUUUACCGUUUCAAACACCAUGACUCCCGGUGUCGGACUAGUCUCGGUUCUGCUCCUUAUCAUACCAGCCACCACGUACGCCACAACUCCCACUUUUUCUGUGGAUUACCAUCGAAACUGCUUUCUUAAAGAUGGAGAGCCAUUCCGCUACAUAUCUGGCAGUAUCCACUACAGCCGGAUCCCUAGAGUCUAUUGGAAAGACCGGCUACUCAAGAUGUACAUGGCUGGAUUGAACGCCAUCCAGACAUAUGUGCCGUGGAACUUCCACGAAGCAGUUCCUGGUCAGUACGACUUCAGUGGAGAUCGAGAUCUGGAGCAAUUCCUCCAGCUCUGCCAAGACAUCGGCCUGCUGGUCAUCAUGAGACCAGGACCCUACAUAUGUGCCGAGUGGGAUAUGGGUGGUUUGCCUGCCUGGCUGCUGAAAAAAAAGGAUAUUGUGCUUCGAUCAUCUGAUCCAGAUUACCUUGCAGCAGUGGACAAGUGGAUGGGGAAGCUGUUGCCAAUCAUAAAGCGUUACCUGUACCAGAAUGGAGGCCCAAUCAUUACCGUGCAGGUAGAGAAUGAGUACGGCAGCUACUUCGCCUGUGAUUUUAACUACAUGCGUCAUCUGAGCCAGUUGUUCCGGUUUUAUCUCGGGGAAGAGGCUGUGCUGUUCACUACUGAUGGGGCAGGUCUGGGUUACUUGAAAUGUGGAUCCCUCCAGGGCCUCUACGCCACUGUUGACUUCGGCCCAGGUGCAAAUGUAACCGCUGCGUUUGAAGCACAGAGGCAUGUUGAGCCACGUGGGCCUUUGGUGAACUCUGAGUUUUACCCCGGCUGGUUGGAUCAUUGGGGCGAAAAACACUCGGUGGUUCCUACAUCUGCUGUAGUCAAGACUCUCAAUGAAAUUCUGGAAAUUGGAGCCAAUGUCAACCUGUAUAUGUUCAUCGGUGGAACUAACUUUGGCUAUUGGAAUGGUGCCAACACUCCUUAUGGUCCUCAACCCACCAGCUAUGACUAUGACUCUCCUCUUACAGAGGCUGGAGAUCUCACUGAGAAAUAUUUCGCCAUAAGGGAAGUCAUCAAAAUGUAUAAAGAUGUACCAGAAGGAAUUCUGCCUCCAUCAACACCUAAAUUUGCAUAUGGAAAAGUGCAAAUGAAGAAACUAAAGACUGUGUCAGAGACGUUGGAUGUGUUGUCUUUCUCCGGCCCUGUAAAAACACUUUACCCUCCAACAUUUAUUGAAAUGAAUCAGGCGUUUGGGUUCGUGCUUUAUCAAACUGUGCUACCAGUUAACUGCGUGAAGCCCACGCCGCUGUCGUCCCCUCUGAAUGGAGUCCACGAUCGGGCAUAUAUUUCCAUUGAUGGCACUGCUGCUGGUAUUUUGGAGAGGAACAAGGCACUCAGCAUCAAUAUAACAGGGAAAGCUGGCAGCCGUGUGGACGUCCUGGUGGAGAACAUGGGCAGAAUCAACUACGGCAAAGGAAUUAAUGACUUCAAGGGUCUGGUGUUUAAUCUGACACUCGGUGCUGAUGUUCUGGUUAACUGGACUGUGUAUUCCCUGAGUGUCGAUGAAGCAGUCAGCAAGGGUUUGCUUUUAGCUUCAGGCUCCUCCUCCACCAGCUCCACCAGCACACCUCCGCCUGCUCUUUCACCUCCAACCUUCUACACAGGCAGCUUCAUCAUUCCUGACGGUAUCCCUGAUCUCCCUCAGGACACCUAUAUCCAGUUCCCCGACUGGAGGAAGGGUCAAGUGUGGAUAAAUGGAUUUAACGUUGGCCGCUACUGGCCGUCCCGUGGGCCACAGAUCACUCUCUUUGUCCCGGCGCACCUGCUCAGCACCUCCGUCCAAAACAACAUAACCGUCCUGGAGCUUGAGGCGUCUCCUUGCUCCUCAGGUUCCUGCAUGGUGGAGUUCACUGAUACUCCUAUUUUAAACGGCACCGUGAACGGCCAAUACAAGAGACAACUAUUCAACAAACAAGACCUCUUUUGAGUUUACAGCCGCUUCCAGUUGCAGAAAUUGUUUAUAUUGUGCAACAAAUUUUGUUCGUUUGAAGGAAUCUGAGGGAUGACGUUGGAGAUCAUCAGCACUAUAUGGAUUAAAUUACAGCUGGAUUGUGUGAUCACUGUGAAAUAUAAUAUCUUGCAAAUGAUCAGGGGCUGAUCAAGGCUGCUCAGGCACUGUAUUAUUGAAAAAUGUGCAGUAGAAGAUGUAUAUUGCUACUCAUUAUGAUGUUAAAGGGAUAGUUCACCCAAAAAUUAAACCAUUUUCUCACAUCUCA
Danio rerio (zebrafish) is the source of this 2333-nucleotide messenger RNA. NCBI's taxonomy places the organism in Eukaryota, Metazoa, Chordata, Actinopteri, Cypriniformes, Danionidae. The record is from RefSeq and is a predicted model, not a curated record.